Molecule: messenger RNA, 2236 nt
Organism: Ictalurus furcatus (blue catfish)
Lineage: Eukaryota; Metazoa; Chordata; Actinopteri; Siluriformes; Ictaluridae
Product: lysozyme g
Exons: 5
Coding region: 254-814 (186 amino acids)
Biological process (GO): peptidoglycan catabolic process; defense response to Gram-positive bacterium
Cellular component (GO): extracellular region
Molecular function (GO): lysozyme activity
Source: RefSeq, a predicted model, not a curated record
AAGCUGCAAACCCUGCCACAACCCAUUACUAUAUCUCAACACACCCAACCGUGUUCGCUGUUAAACAGCAUAACAUUGGUGGAAAAUUAGGCGUAUGCCAAACGACAAAAGGGUGUGCCGUGGGAAUGUAUCAAAAUGUGUCAUCACCUAUAUUAUUUAAAGGAACUGCUUAUGAAUAUGUAAACUACAUAGCCUAACCUCAUACGAACACUUACAGCUCUUUUCUCUAUACAAAGCUCUCAGAAGCACCACCAUGGCAGGCACUUUUGGAGACCUUACGAAGAUCAGCACAACCGGGGCAUCGAAAGAAACAGCUAGUAGGGAUGGACUCACUUUAAAAGGUGUGGAAGCCUCAAACAAAAUGGCUGAGACUGAUCUAAAGAGGGUAGACCAAUACAAGGCCAUCAUCCUGAAAGUCGGGAGAGCUAAGCAGAUGGACCCAGCUGUGAUCGCAGGUAUCAUAUCCAGAGAGACAAGGGGUGGAUUAAACCUUACGAAGGAAGGCUUUCAGAAAGUUGGCAAAGGUUUUGGUCUAAUGCAGGUUGACACAGGCUACCAUGAGAAAAGGGGAGCAUGGAAUAGUGAGGAGCAUGUCACUCAAGGCACAGAGAUUCUAAUCGGCUUCAUUAAAGAGAUUCAGAAGAAAUUCCCUACCUGGCCCAAGGAGCACCAGUUUAAAGGAGGCAUCUCAGCCUACAACGGAGGUCCAGGAAACGUCCGCACGUAUGAGCUCAUGGACAAGGGCACACCAGGAGAUGAUUAUGCCAAUGAUGUGGUGGCCCGGGCUCAAUGGUUUAAACGCAAUGGCUACUAAGCAGUAUUUUUAUUCCUAUCUCACGCUGCAUACUUGGCACAUUUUUGACUGUAUAACUGCAUGUGCUGUAUUUUUUUCAACUAGAAGCUUAUACUUACAAAGUGACAGGGCUACAUAGCAAUCUUUAUAUCUUUUGUAACUUAAAAACUUAAACACCUGUGCUGUUUGAACUGUUGAUCGGCAAUAAGUUGGUAACAAUUGGCAUUGGGAUCGUGUACAAAAAAAUUUGCAUUUCUGCACUGUAUGUUCAGAUGAUUUCUGCUGGAAAUUAGAAUAAGAACUUUUACAAAUAAAUAACAGGUUAUGCUUUUAGUUGUCAAGUCAUUCUGUGAAAAAAAAAUCAGUCGUUUUUGCUUAAAUUCACUGCGCUUUAUAUGAGUUCAAAUCCAUUCUAGUUGUAAAUUAAAACUACUGUACUUAUAAUUGAAAUCUCACCAAAAAUACCAACACUACCAGUCAAACUUUUGGACACUCCUGCUCGUAGAAGGGGUUUCGUCCAACCUAGACACAGUAGAUAUUACUUACUAGAUAUUACUGUAGAUAUUACAAUAGUACUUGCUGCACCAGCAUGCCAUCUACCCCAUUCGAUUUUAAAUAAAUUCCACAAACUCCCUCAGUAUUUAUUUAUUUAAAGAACAUAAUCAAACUAUUCAAAUUUUAGGCUCAUUACCCAGCAAACAUGCCCCCAUUGGGCCAGUGAGGUCCCCAUAUGAGCAGCCCACAUUAUGCCAUUGGGGAUUUGCAUAUCAGCGUGGCAUUGACUCCACCGUAUUGGCCUCAGUCUGUGCACAGUUGGGCCAAUAUGGCUGAAAAUAGCUUUUGGCCCAAUGUGGACUAGGCCAGUGGUUUUCAAAGUGGGGCCAGGGGGUGCCCGGGGGGCCUCAACAAUUUGGUGUGAAAAAUAAAUUACAUGAUUUUCUCUUUCUCACUCUCAGGCAACCACACACACACACAAUCAAUUCCUAAUGUAAUGUAAUGUAAAGAUGUCAGAUGUAAUCGUUAUUAUUAUUUUAUUUUAUUUAUUUUUUUUUUUUUUAAAAGGGGGGGAUAUAUUCAGAAGUCUGUAUUUUUCAGAAGCCCUGGAAAAGUUUGGGAACCCCUGGACCAGGCCACAGUGGUCCUACAUGGGGUUUGUGUGCGCAUCCCAAAAUUUGGCCUGUCUACAGAAAACCCACGUUGGUCCAUUUUAGGAUUUGUAUGUUUUGGCGCUUGCCCACACUACCUACAACUGUAACAGCUUUCUAUCCACAAACUUUUUCACCAUGUAGCGUACAUCCUUGAGCCUUUCCACUCAAAUGAAAUGAAAUAGGGGGUGAUUAUUACUCUAUUUUGCUCCCUAGUGAAAGAACAGUACUCUUUUUUUUUUCAAAUGCAAACUCCUAGAUAUUUGUCAUAGUCUCCACAAUGGGAAGCACUUGACUA